GACAUUAUGAGCAUCGCGGUCGAGGACAUAUGAUAAUGUGGAUGACAAGGUGGCCAGGAUCGCUAUGAUCAGUAUCUGAUCAUGAUCAUGAUCAUGAUCAGGAUCGCUAUGAAUAGAAUGGAAGGGGAGGAUGAUUACCAUUAUGAGCGCGGGACAUCUGAUCCGGGAUUACAGGCGUUAGGAAUUUCUGUAAUGAACCGUGAAGGUCUUUGGUGGUCGAGAGGAACCAACUUUCUUGUUUUGAUAAAUCCGGCUUGUUCAUCCCAGAUUUGCUGUUAAAACUAUUUAGUUUAAGUUGUGUUAUUUGACUGAGGAGUGGUUUUUAACCAGGUCAGGAAAUUUGUUCCAUGGCUCCCACCUUUCCUGAGCCAGUUAAACUUCUAAUGCGAGAAGUUUUCAGACUGUCGGAGUGUCAUUAAUUUUGGUUUAUUGAAAUGGUUGGUAUUUAUGCCGUUGCAUGACCUUGAAGGUAGCUUAUUUGCCGGUGACUUAUAUAAAAAUUAUUAUUUUUUAAAUUAUAUAUACAUUAGAAUUAUAUUAUGAACUGGGACAAUAUGGUGUUCUAGCAUUGCGUAAUUGAGUUGAAUGAAAAUAUAAAGCAGCAGUCACCAGCUCUAGGAAGCAAAUCGUGGUGUCAUAUUCUUGUCCAUGCACGACCUUACAAUAUUCUUCUUCUCCAAUCCCUUUUUGUUUUCCCUUGUACCAAACAGAGGGACUCAUCCCUUACAUAAAUCACUUUAAUAGUAUGUUAUACGAAAUUAACUGUUGAAGUCUGUAUUUAAGUAUUACCGCCCUUCAUUGUCUACACCAAAAAAGGAUCGAAAGAUUCAGUAUAGAAUUUGUUUGAGUUAUGUAUUCUUUUCGGACAAUGGCAUAUCCUAAUUUUAUUCAGCAUAAUAAUAAUUUUACAUAGCUCAAUGCCCAAGUCCAUUGAACUAAAAUUUAUCCAUUCUUAAUCUAAACCAGAGGAACCAAAAUCUGACCCCAAACAAAAGGCCCUUUUCCAAGGCCGAAUGGCGCCGUUUGAAAGCCUUCUAGUCACUUAAUGGCGCUGUUUCGGCAGCUUCUUCUUCGCGUUUGGGCCCUGAAAACGAACAAAAGAGGAGGGUUCUGAAAAUGAUUUUUUUUUAAAAAAAAAAAUCAGAGUGUAGAGAGACGGCUGGAGACUGUGAGAGAAAGGGGAGGCCUAACCGAGAAAGAAAGAGAAAUAGAGUAGCAAGGGACUGGACUAGAAAAAAGCAAGAAAGGGUGACCGAGCUUAUUCAAUUUGGGGUUCUAGUCAGAUAUUUCUAAAGGUACAUCAAAAAUAUUUGUAAAGCUACAAGAAUUGGAAGAAUUUGGGGGGUGAUCUAAAGGAGGGCUUCAAUGGAGUGUGUGGUUCAAGGAAUUAUAGAGACGCAGCAUGUUGAGGCCCUAGAGAUUCUUCUUCAAGGCCUUUGUGGGGUUCACAGAGAACGCUUGAGGGUGCAUGAAAUCUGCCUAAAAAGCGGGCCCAACCUUGGAAUUGUUUCUUCGGAGGUUAGGCUUUUGUGUGAUCUUGAACAGCCUGAACCCACAUGGACUGUCAAACAUGUUGGAGGCGCAAUGCGUGGUGCUGGUGCAGAGCAAAUAUCAGUUCUGGUAAGGACCAUGGUUGAGAGCAAAGUGAGCAAGAAUGUUCUCCGCUUAUUUUAUGCACUUGGCUACAAGUUGGACCAUGAGCUUUUGAGAGUGGGAUUCACCUUCCAUUUCCAAAGGGGUGCUCAGAUCAAGGUUUCUGUGUCAUCAAUCAAUAAGAUGCUGAAACUACAUGCAACAGACGAGGCUGUGCCGGUAACCCCGGGCAUACAGCUAGUUGAAGUGACGGCCCCUGCAACCUCCGAGAAUUAUGCAGAAGUUGUAGCUGCAGUAUCAUCUUUUUGUGAAUAUCUUGCGCCGCUCUUGCAUUUGUCGAAACCAGGCAUCUCAACAGGCGUUGUCCCGACUGCUGCAGCAGCUGCAGCAUCUCUUAUGUCCGAUGGUGGAGGCACAACCUUGUAGGUAGGUUUUUGUAAAUUGCGAGACUUCCAAGUUGUCUAACAGAAUGAAGCAAGAUGUUAUUAGGUUAAUUUCAUGGAGGAGGAGGAGGAGGAGGAGGAGCAAUAUUCAUAGUUUGUUUGGGGAGAAAAAAAUGAAGAAUGGAAUUAUUAAUGAAU
Molecule: messenger RNA, 2174 nt
Organism: Carica papaya (papaya)
Lineage: Eukaryota; Viridiplantae; Streptophyta; Magnoliopsida; Brassicales; Caricaceae
Product: mediator of RNA polymerase II transcription subunit
Biological process (GO): termination of RNA polymerase II transcription; regulation of transcription by RNA polymerase II
Cellular component (GO): core mediator complex; mediator complex
Molecular function (GO): transcription coregulator activity
Source: RefSeq, a predicted model, not a curated record